Colletotrichum paranaense is the source of this 918-nucleotide messenger RNA. RefSeq lists its product as uncharacterized. The transcript is spliced from 2 exons. Lineage: Eukaryota; Fungi; Ascomycota; Sordariomycetes; Glomerellales; Glomerellaceae. Bases 1 to 918 code for a protein of 305 amino acids. The record is from RefSeq and is a predicted model, not a curated record.
AUGGCCGAUCAAAUCCAACACCGUCCCCACGCGGAGGCGACGGCGCCAGACCAGCCGGGCCUCGAAGCGGCACCGAGCCGGUACUCCACCGCGCCGAUCCCGUAUGACCCCUCCGAGUUCCAGAGCCCGUUGGAAAAGUCGACGUGGACGACAAUCACGCAGGCCCAUCACCCGGCGUAUGCUUCCGCCGCGGCGGCAGACGCGCCGCCGCCAGAGAGACGGCGCGUUCUCGGACUGACGGUGCCUGUCUUCUGGAGCCUGGUGAUUGCGCUGGUGGUUGUUCUUGCGGGGGGUAUCGCCGGCGGUGUGGCGGGGGGUUUGGCGGCGCAAAAGGCCAACAGUUCGGCGGUGUCAGUAGACCCGUCUUCAACGGCCUCAGCAACAGCAGGCUCGCAAUCGGCGCCUACAACCUCAAGCGCAAGCUCAGGCACAGAGUCCCAACCUUCCAGCUCGACAGCCACCUCAUCCACCACGCGCUCAAUCCCGACGGGCAUCCGCUCCGCGCCAACGGACGGAGGCUGCCCGAGUAUCAACACGACGACCUACACGCCCACCGACGCCGGCGGCAACGCGAUGAAGAUCGGUUCUGGGUACUCGACGCAGACCUUCCGCCAGCUCUGCGAGGUGAAUUACCCCUCGGGCGCGGCGUACGGAAAUCCGGCUCUGUACGAUAUCCUCAAGGUGUACGUCUCGACGUUUGAGGAGUGUAUGGCGCUGUGUGCGGCGCAUAACCAGGCGUAUGGGAGUAAUCUCGCCAGCGGGGAUGUCAAGGCGGGAGGUUAUUGUCGGUCUGUUGCUAUGAUUAAGUUGCCGGGGGAGUAUUGUUACCUGAAGAAUGGUACUGGUAAGAUGGACACGCAGGGGCACGCCAAGGAUUUUAUUAGUGGUGUUGUUAUUUCUGGGCUGCCGGAUGCGUAG